Molecule: messenger RNA, 850 nt
Organism: Schistocerca serialis cubense
Lineage: Eukaryota; Metazoa; Arthropoda; Insecta; Orthoptera; Acrididae
Product: centrosomal protein of 135 kDa-like
Exons: 5
Coding region: 11-745 (244 amino acids)
Source: RefSeq, a predicted model, not a curated record
GUAUCAGUUCAUGGCUGAAAAUAAAUCUGACACUGUGGGAAAAUUACAUGAAACUAUAAAGCGACUGACAUUUGCAAGAGAUCAGCUGCAACUGGAAGUUCAUAAACUGGAGGAAAAGCUCCAAGUGGAAGUAGCAGCUUCUCGUCAUCAUAGUGAUGAGUCAGAGCGCUUGCGAAAGCAACUUGUGGAAGUGCAGCAGUGUGUGAAGCAAGGACAUAAUGAGGCAGAAAAAAUGAAGGAUAGGCUGAAUGCUCUUCAGGCUGAAUUAGAUGCACGUAUAAAUAGUGCAGAACUAAUGUCUGACAAUAAAGAUAAAGAGGAAGUUCAGCAGCUAUCCAACCGAUGCAUGAUCCUGGAAGCUGAAAAUCUCAGGUUAAGAGCGGAAUGUGUGAAGUUGAACAAACAGUGCAGUGACCAAAUUCAAAUUCAGGAAGAAUUGGAAGCACUGAAAUCACAUUUGUCAAGUCAUCCUAUUGGUAACUCCUUAGAAGAAGUGGAUGAACUUAAGAACCAGAGGUCAAAAAUGACUGAGAAGGUGAAUUGUCUUGAGGAAGAACUUGUGCUUGUGAAAGAGAGGUAUGCAAAAUGCAAUGAUGAACAAACUCGUCUGAUAAAAGAACUUGAAAUACUGAAACAAGACGGUGGUAGUUUGCUUAAUCAGACAUAUGCUGUGCCUGUUCACUUAUUUGUUUCCAUGGCCUUCGCUGUUAUGGCUAUUGUGAUGGUCAUUAACCAGUUGGUGUGACCACAGUUAUUAGACCCUUCAUCCUAUCCUAAAUAAUCCAUUAUCUUUAUCACCAUUACAGCAAUACUCUAGGCCAGCUUCUAGCUUAAGUCUGCCAGUCCACAU